Molecule: messenger RNA, 309 nt
Organism: Haemonchus placei
Lineage: Eukaryota; Metazoa; Nematoda; Chromadorea; Rhabditida; Trichostrongylidae
Source: the annotation of a GenBank genome assembly
AUGGGGCUGCUGGCGUUGCCAUUGUGCCCUCUUUGUCAAGGAUCUAUAAGUCCCAGAAACGAUGAGCACCACAACGGAUGGGUGUGCCACCGUCGAUCAUGCCGAACUGGGCCAUCGAACGAAACAAAGGUGUAUGUUCCAGCUCAAAAAGGCUCCUUCUUCGAGAAGUCGAACCUCGCAGAGUCGGCCGUGAUUGCGCUCAGCUACUGCUGGCUGCGCGACAUGGAUACCGUGAAGGACAAGGUUUACGAACUCAACAUCGGUCACUGUAGUGUUGACCAGUGGGAGCAGCACUUUCGCGACGUCUGA